This is a messenger RNA of Synchiropus splendidus (mandarinfish), 1404 nucleotides long. It is a transcript of the gene pnpla1, whose product is annotated as patatin-like phospholipase domain containing 1. NCBI's taxonomy places the organism in Eukaryota, Metazoa, Chordata, Actinopteri, Syngnathiformes, Callionymidae. The record is from RefSeq and is a predicted model, not a curated record. Gene Ontology annotation, cellular component: lipid droplet; cytoplasm; membrane. Bases 1 to 1404 code for a protein of 467 amino acids. Gene Ontology annotation, molecular function: triacylglycerol lipase activity. Gene Ontology annotation, biological process: lipid homeostasis; triglyceride catabolic process. The transcript has 9 exons.
AUGGUGCUUGGCGUGUCACCUUGUCAGUACCGGGAGGUUCCUUCGUCCAUUUCCUUCUCCGGGUCAGGGUUCUUGGCCACCUACCAGUUAGGAGUGGCCCAGUGCCUCCAGAGCCAGGCCCCGUGGAUCCUGCAGUCGGCGCCGUGCGUGCUCGGAGCGUCGGCCGGUUCCCUGGUGGCCGCCGCCGUCGUGUGCCAGAUGAGUCUGCCCAUGAUUCGGGACGAGAUGCUGAAUUUUGCCAGGGAGAUGAAGGCCUUCACGUUUGGGCCGUUGAACCCCUCCAUCAACAUUUUCCACUGGCUGGAGAAGAUCCUCGUCCAGCAUCUUCCUCACGACGCGCAUCAGCUGGCCAGUGGCCGACUGGUGGUGGGCUUGACUCGCAUGACCGACGGCGAACACGUCCAGGUGUCGGACUACCGCUCCAAAGAAGACGUCAUCCAGGCUUUGCUCUGCAGCUGCUACGUGCCGGGCUACUGCGGAUUGCAGCCUCCGAGCUUCCGCGGUGAGCACUACGUGGACGGGGGCUUCACCAACAUGCAGCCGGUGCUCUCGCGCCCCUGCAGCCAGACGCUGACCGUAGCACCGUUCUCCGGCGAGGCCGACAUCUGCCCCGACGACUCGCCCUGUGUCUUGAAUAUGGUGGUGACCGGAACCAUGCUGAAGGCCAACCUGGCCAACAGCGCCCGAAUCUUCAACGCUCUCUAUCCUCUGGCUCUAGAGACCCUGGAGGAAGCUUUCUGCAGCGGCUACAAGGACGCGCUGGAGUUCCUGGUCAACCACGAGCUCAUCGCAUUCCCCACCAUGAACCACAUUGCCCACGACAACUUGUACGCCCAAGCUCCACUGAUCCUGGAGACGAUGGUGGGGGAAGAGGAGGAGAUGGCGGCGGGCACCAAGACCACAUCACCGUCGGAGACUGAAAGAAAUGGCAACGUGUCAGCGUUUUACAAGUCGCACAAGCUUGUGUCCAUCAGUGUGGAGAUUUUGGAGAGCGUUCUGCUCCUCAACCUGCUGCCGUACUUGAGAAUGUUGGGCUCGCCAGCCGUCGCCCUCUCCUACCUGCUGGUUCCUGUCAUCCUGCCGGUGUUCCUGCUGCUGCACGGUCGCCGAUGGCUGGAUUCAGAGUUGGCGCAGUGGACCUGGCUCAGCUUGAAACACUUCAUCUGGUUUUUUACGAACGUCUGUAUCUCCACCGUGAAGAGGAACCUUCGAGACAGGUUGGGUCUCGUCCUUCUCCUGGUGAAGUUGCUCCACUUCGAGAAAGAGCUGGAAAAAGCAUCACAGGAAAUGCCAGCAGUGUCUUCCAGCAGGCCCGUUCCGGCCUCUUCACACUCAGAGGACCUGCACCGCAGCAGCCUUGACCCACAGCGAGCAAAGAAAAAGCCAGGGCUCCGCAUAAUGUAG